AUGGCAGAAGAGUGGGGAAAACAGGUUUUUGCUGCCAGGCGGUACCACGAGGAGACAACAAGAGGAUCUGCCUUCGUUUACACAAAUAGCAAUCAUACCAGAGAUCCUUUUGAGGGUCCCAAUUACCACAUUGCUCCCCGAUGGGCUUACAAUGUGGCAACAGUCUGGAUGUUUGUUGUAGUCGUCUUAUCAGUCUUCACAAAUGGUCUUGUCUUAGUGGCCACGGCAAAAUUCAAGAAACUCCGUCACCCUCUGAAUUGGAUCUUGGUCAAUCUUGCAGUUGCUGAUCUCGGAGAGACGGUUUUUGCCAGCACCAUCAGUGUAUGCAACCAAUUUUUUGGUUACUUUAUUCUGGGACACCCAAUGUGCAUCUUUGAGGGAUACGUUGUCUCAGUGUGUGGCAUCACUGCUCUCUGGUCCCUGACUAUCAUCUCCUGGGAGAGAUGGAUAGUAGUUUGCAAACCUUUUGGAAACAUCAAGUUUGAUGCUAAAUGGGCCACAGGUGGAAUAGUCUUCUCCUGGGUUUGGUCAGCAGUGUGGUGUGCUCCCCCCAUUUUUGGAUGGAGCAGGUACUGGCCUCAUGGACUUAAGACUUCCUGUGGACCUGAUGUAUUCAGUGGAAGUGAUGACCCUGGUGUCCAGUCCUACAUGAUUGUUCUUAUGAUCACGUGUUGUCUCAUUCCUCUGGCUAUCAUCAUCUUGUGCUACUUGGCCGUCUGGUUGGCGAUCCGUGCGGUUGCCCUGCAGCAGAAGGAAUCAGAGUCAACCCAAAAAGCAGAGAAAGAAGUAUCCAGAAUGGUCGUUGUCAUGAUCCUGGCAUACUGUUUCUGCUGGGGACCAUACACCUUUUUUGCCUGCUUUGCCGCUGCGAACCCUGGAUAUGCCUUCCAUCCUCUGGCUGCUGCCAUGCCUGCAUACUUCGCCAAGAGCGCCACCAUCUACAACCCAGUUAUCUAUGUCUUUAUGAACCGGCAGUUCCGUGUGUGUAUCAUGCAGCUCUUUGGCAAACAAGUGGAUGAUGGCUCUGAAGUAUCCACAUCAAAGACAGAAGUCUCCUCUGUGGCUCCUGCAUAA
Plectropomus leopardus (leopard coralgrouper) is the source of this 1074-nucleotide messenger RNA. Its product is annotated as red-sensitive opsin. The record is from RefSeq and is a predicted model, not a curated record. Gene Ontology annotation, biological process: G protein-coupled receptor signaling pathway; phototransduction; visual perception. Gene Ontology annotation, molecular function: G protein-coupled receptor activity. Lineage: Eukaryota; Metazoa; Chordata; Actinopteri; Perciformes; Serranidae. Gene Ontology annotation, cellular component: membrane.